AUGCAAUAUCAACCAUAUUUGCUGGAGUAUGUUGAGAAGGAAAGAGCUGGGAUUGAAAGAGACAGUGCAACAAUUGGGAAUGACAUAGAGAAUGAGAGAGCUGGGGUUGAGAGAAACAGUUCAACAAUUGAGGGUGACAUGGAGAAUGAAAGAGUUAGGGUUAAGAGAGACAAUACAAUAGUUGGGGCUGACAUAGAGAAUGAAAGAGGUGGGGUUGAGAGAGACAAUACAACAGUUGGGGCUGACAUAGAGAAUAAAAGAGUUAGAGCUGAGAUAGACAAUAAAACUUUUGAUAGAUCUGAUUUUCAUGAUAGUGAAUAUGAUGUAGAGGAAGAUGAAAAAUAUGCUGAAUGGGCAGGUGUGACUAACAUUGGAAAGGGUGUGGAAAAGGAGAAAUCAACAAACCAUGGUCAUGCUAAGAAUGAUGGGGUUGAGUCUGAUUAUGGACCACCAGAUGAACUAUUGAGUAUAGAUGAUUCCUCAUCAGAUGAAGAUAGUACUAAAAGAAGAAUGCCAAAGUUUGUUACUACUCAAACUUCUGGGAAAGCUAGUGCAAAUGCAAGUGUUAGAGUUGGAAAAUGUGUUCAGUCACAUAGGAGAGAAAAGUUACAGGUCAAAAGAAAUGUUAUCCCACCAACAUCAUCACAACAGUUCAAACCACCUCGUUCUACUCCAAAUCCAACACUAUUCUUGUGGAAAGGUCAGAGCUAUACAACCCUUGCAUCACUUCAAUUAAUAUCAAAAAGGGGAAGAAUUGAGGGAAUCCAGAUAAUGGUGGCGUGA
This is a messenger RNA of Ilex paraguariensis (yerba mate), 783 nucleotides long. The record is from the annotation of a GenBank genome assembly. Lineage: Eukaryota; Viridiplantae; Streptophyta; Magnoliopsida; Aquifoliales; Aquifoliaceae.